Molecule: messenger RNA, 708 nt
Organism: Racocetra fulgida
Lineage: Eukaryota; Fungi; Glomeromycota; Glomeromycetes; Diversisporales; Gigasporaceae
Source: the annotation of a GenBank genome assembly
AUGAAGAUAAUUGAUAAAGUAUCACUUUUUUUUAGGUCAACAAAUCAAUAUGAACUUACCGGUGGUCACGAUGUUGAUCAUGAUUGGAUUAAAGAAAUCAAUGGUCAAGUCGAUGGACAACGUCGUGUUAAAGUGGUACCAAGAUUUCAAUUUCAAGGUUGGACUCAAAUAGAUUAUCAGAUGUUAAUAGCUGAAUUAAAUGAGGUUGAUUCUCUUGUAAAUACUUUAAGUUUAGAAUGCAGCUACGUUAUACUUUUAAGAAAUUUCGUGAUGAGAUUAGGUGCUAAAUUACAUGAUCAAUAUCAGGAAUUAAUUUUAGUAUUACCCCCAAGAAAGCCCUCAAUACCUCACUUUACGGCUGACCAACUUGAUGAUUUUAGUCAAUUUGUUGAUGAGGAUAAUAUAUUGUCUUUUACUCCAACAAUGAUGAAUCGUGAUAAAUUAUUACUUGGAAUGAAUAUGUAUGGUAUGGAUUUUUAUCAAGGACGUGCUGAACAUAUUACUGGUAAUACAAUAAUUAAAAAAAUACGUCAACAUAAACCUAUAAUUGAGUGGAAUGAAAAUUUGGGUGAACAUUACUUUCAAUAUCAAGAGAAUGGAAUAUCUCAUAUUGUAUGGUAUCCUUCCUUGAAGUCUAUUGAAUCUCGUCUUCAAUUAGCUGAAGAUUAUGGUACUGGAUUGUCUAUUUGGGAAAUAGUCAUUAAUUAG